Notolabrus celidotus (New Zealand spotty) is the source of this 1894-nucleotide messenger RNA. It is a transcript of the gene map3k7cl, whose product is annotated as map3k7 C-terminal like. The transcript is spliced from 5 exons. NCBI's taxonomy places the organism in Eukaryota, Metazoa, Chordata, Actinopteri, Labriformes, Labridae. The record is from RefSeq and is a predicted model, not a curated record. Gene Ontology annotation, cellular component: cytosol; nucleus. Bases 718 to 1149 code for a protein of 143 amino acids.
UAACUGCUCAGGUGAAACACACGCGCACACAUACAAGAUAAACAACCCGGAAUGCUCUAUUUCUUCCUCCUCACCAGCUAUUAUAGCAUGAGAAGUUCAUUCUGAGCAACUGCCUCAUUGCACAGCUAUUGCAAAGCCAAACAGCGUCCCAGCGGUCUGACCGUGUCACUCAAAGCAGAGCGGAGCUAUGAGCAUUUUUGCGGGCUACUGUCAUGUCAUCCGAGACAUUUAAUUGGAGCUGGGCCGCCACGGGGGGACAGCGGACGACAUUCCUGCUCUGCCUGCGCCCUGUUGUGUUGCUCUGCGCCGCGUGGCUGCUGUCUGUGGAUAACAUGUCCAAACCCACGCAGAGCUGAGCUUACAGACACCCUGUGACUGACUGACAACAGUGUGUUGGGACCGCUUUGACUUUGAUGGAAAACAGCUGAGAACAGAAUAACACAGCCGGAGUCUCGAGGAAAAGAAGUGGAGGUCAGAUUCUGGAUUGAGAGUGUUUGUCAUUUCUGCUGGAUUUGAGAGAGGAGCAGAGGCUGAAAGACCACCUGUUUUUAUGCAGAGAGACUUCUAAAGUGGUCCGACGGGGAACAAGUAUCAUCUCAUGGUAAUGCUAAGGACUUAAACUGUUACCUGACUUCAACUUUAUUCCCCUGGACUUCCUGGCUCUGGGUUUGUGCUCCUCCAGCUCCAUUUUGUGCCUGUGGCCGAGUGAAGGGAUAAAUGAUCACCUCAACCAGACGAGUGUCUCCUGAUAAAUCUGAAGUAAGAAUCGCCUUCAGCCUCGACGACACAUCAGAUGUAAAAGAUGUGGAGGAUGUCCCUCAGACGUUCCCAGAUCUUGAACAGCGAUUACAGCCCGUGCCCCCUUGUAUGUCCUUGAGGGAGAGCGUUCAGGUGUACAAGGAGCACUGCAGGAUGGCCAGAGAGUUCCACCAUGUCAAACACGACAUCGCCGUGCUCGAGGACCGCAAGCGAAAGUUGCUGGCCGAGCUGGGAGAGGAUGAGAAAGUUGCCGCUGAGAUUGCCCGACUGGAGGACGAGUUUCUGCGUCUAACGGAGGAGAACCGCUCCUUGGUGACUGUCCACAACGAGCGCACUCAGCAGCUGGAGACGCUCUGCUUGACCGAUCGACCGACGCAGGACUCCUCGUGACCUCUGACCUCUGCAGAACCUGAGACUUCUGAAACACCCAGCUGGACAUUCAGGCCAGGAAACCAAACCAGAAAUAAAGACUCAUUCUACAAAACAACAGUCAGUGAAUCAGCUAAUCACACAGAGAGGCGCUGUGUUUAUUCAUGUCUGAGUCAUUUGUUAUAACCACAUACUUGCUGUCAUCACCAGUAUGAAGCUGUUAAAGUGAUUCUACCAAGCUAGGACACAAGGCCUCCUUUCUGGGUGCUGUUUUCUUAUUAUAUGAUCAUGCAGAACCUUUGUGGUUGCUUUGACAAUACCUCAUAGUGUAUUUACUAAUGUCAGCUGCUGUGAAUGUGACUAGAUAUUCUGAUAACUGUCUCAGGUCCUGUGGAGACUCAGAUCUUUUACCUGAGGUCUUUUGAGGGAGCCAAAGGUGGUAUGUUGUGGUCCAAAUGUUGUAUUUUCAAGGAGUGUCAUCCCUCCUUUUCCCUCCUAUUGCCCGCCAGGUUCCUGUUAUGGUAAAAGGGAAAUGAGUCUUUGAGGCAGUGUCAGGGAUCGGGGAAUUGAAGCCAUUUAUGAGGAACAGCAAAAGAAGAAGGGUGAUUGCUCAUUUCUCAAUAAGUCUCUGCUGCGAGACGACACUGUAGGAGCUGUACAUUUUUUUUUGAUUUCUCAUCCACCUGCAGAAGAGGAAGCAUACAACGAUAUAAACUGUUGCUUGUCUUCCUUGUCUAUUAAUAAAACACAUUUUAUUGUAACGUCA